AUGGUUGUGCCUUCUCCAACUUCCAUGAUGAGAAGUUGCAAGAAAACAAAGGCAAUGGGAAUUCCAACGAUUGACCUAUCCAUGGAAAGGUCAGAGUUGUCAGCACUAGUGGUAAGAGCCUGUGAAGAAUAUGGUUUCUUCAAAGUGGUCAACCACAGUGUGCCAAAAGAGGUCAUUUCAAGAUUGGAAGAAGAGGGAACUGAGUUUUUUGCCAAACCCACCCAAGAAAAACGCCAAGCUGGCCCAGCCACUCCUUUUGGUUAUGGCUUCAGCAAUAUUGGCCCCAAUGGUGAUAUGGGUGACCUUGAGUAUCUCUUACUUCAUGCUAAUCCGCUUUCCAUAUCUGAGAGAUCCAAAACCAUCGCUAAUGACUCUUCCAAGUUCAGUUGUGUAGUGAAUGAUUAUAUUGAAGCAGUAAAAGAAGUAGCGUGUGAGAUUGUGGAUAUGGUGGUUGAGGGGUUAGGGGUCCCAGACAAGUUCUCACUUAGCAGGAUGAUAAGGGAUGUGCAUAGUGAUUCAGUUCUUAGGAUAAAUCACUACCCUCCAUUGAAGCUCAGGUUGCAGGGCAACAAGAAUAGCAUUGGCUUUGGGGCGCAUUCUGACCCUCAGAUAUUGACCAUCAUGUGGUCCAACAACGUUGGAGGCCUUCAAAUUUCCACCACCGACGGCUUGUGGAUACCUGUCCCCCCUGACCCCAAUCAAUUCUUCGUCAUGGUUGGUGAUGUCCUCCAGGUUUUGACGAAUGGAAGGUUUAUAAGCGUGAGGCACAGAGCAUUAACGAACACAAUGAAGGCAAGGAUGUCGGUGAUGUACUUUGCAGCACCACCACUUAAUUGGUGGAUAACACCGCUGCCGAAGAUGGUGUCGCCACCACAAAAUCCAAGUCUGUAUAGGCCCUUCACAUGGGCCCAGUACAAGCAAGCAGCAUACUCUCUACGGCUCGGAGAUUCUCGUCUUGACCUCUUCAAGGCCCAACAAGAUACCCAUCUUGUAGCUGCCUCUGCUUCACAUAUUCAAUGUUGA
Messenger RNA from Abrus precatorius (Indian licorice), 1023 nucleotides. Its product is annotated as gibberellin 2-beta-dioxygenase 2-like. The record is from RefSeq and is a predicted model, not a curated record. The transcript is spliced from 3 exons. Bases 1 to 1023 code for a protein of 340 amino acids. Gene Ontology annotation, biological process: response to light stimulus; gibberellin catabolic process. NCBI's taxonomy places the organism in Eukaryota, Viridiplantae, Streptophyta, Magnoliopsida, Fabales, Fabaceae.